ACCGAUAUUUAUCAUCACAGCUGUUUUUUUAUCUGCAUCAAACAGCUUUAUAUACUGAAUUAUUCGCCGACCUUGAUCAUAGUGAGUGGUGUUGUCGAAAGGUUGACUCCAGUCGCAGAAAUUCGUGAAUAAAAAUAUUUACAUUUUUUGUGUCAAGUGUUAUUCAUCAUGGAUUUAACUGUCGAUCAAUAUGUAGACGGUCUACUAAGCAAGGAGGCCUACGAAACUCCUUCAGAUUCUGUCAAAGAAGAUGAUUUGGAGAUGAAUCUGCCUGAAUGGUUCGAUGAAAAUUUAUAUAAUAGGGGACGAAGUUUCUUCUGGAGGUUCAGUUUCGGUCUCGCCGGAUCUAUGACUUCGGGACUAAUCUCCGUGUUUUCAGUGCCAACGAUACUGGAAGUGUUAGUGGGCUCACGACGAUCCUCCUCAAAAUACACAGCAUUCAAACGUUAUCUAUCAACAUUUCUACACGUUAUGUCUUGGUUGCGAUAUGAAUUGAAGCCUGGCAGUAUUUCAUGGCAAUCGCUAUACGCAGUUCGACGUCGACAUUUGAGGAAUGGGAGAGCGGCUCGCUUGAAGAAUAAAGGCACUGUAUCCCAGCGUGAUUUGGCAUUGACACAAUUCGGAUUCAUAGGUUAUGCAGUAUUGAAACCGGACCGCAUCGGCGUCACCCAGCAGGAGGCAGACGAUUGGGAAGCUUACAAUCAUUUGUGGAGAGUCAUCGGCCACAUGUUAGGAAUAGAAGACAGGUACAACUUGUGUCGUAAGAACAUAGAAGAAACUCGUGAGGCGUGUAAGCUGAUACUGGAGCGUGUGUACACACCGUGUCUGGAGAACGUGCCGGAGUACUUCGAGCACAUGGCGCGUGUCAUGAUGGACGGUAUGUGGGCGGUGAACGGCACCAUGGAGUCAGGAAGUCAGAUGUACUUGACGAAAAAUCUGGCGAAUGUGCCCGGGUAUAUCUUGACUGAACCUGAGAGAAUCGAUCUGCAGAGACGCAUUAAAGAAAAAUUAAAUGGAAAACAUCCAGAUAUUGGUGUGGAUGCUUCAUUGUUAGUAGAAAAAGCAAGAGUAGAAGGUCUGCCGGACCGACCACCACGUUUACUCUAUCUCAAAGAUUACGACACAUUGGACAAUGCGCCUGAAUACAAGAAACUAACCUUAGCCGCGAAAUAUAAACUGGCUCUUUUAUCCAUAUUCAUCGCAGUUUACAAUACAAAUAUCGGUAGAAUAUUAAUAAACGCCUAUUUUGUUUUUUCUAUUAAUUUGACAGAAUAUUUUCCAUACGUUGCAUUCUUUUUAUACGGAAUUAAGAAUUCCUAUGUUAAUAUGUUUAAAGAAUCGCCAUUGGACGACACACCGGUUAAGCCUAAUUCAGAGUAUUAUAGGCCUCAGCCUACACCUUGGUAUAAAGAGAUACUGGCAUUUUGGUAAACUUGUAACCUAGUUGUAAACUUGUUAAUGGCAUCAUGAUAUGAAAUAACAAAAUAUGCAAUUAUCUAUCUAUAUAUACUAGCUGUCGCCCGCGACUCCGUCCGCUCGGGAUUA
This is a messenger RNA of Papilio xuthus (Asian swallowtail), 1545 nucleotides long. RefSeq lists its product as uncharacterized. The coding region runs from base 169 to 1431 and encodes 420 amino acids. Gene Ontology annotation, molecular function: oxidoreductase activity. NCBI's taxonomy places the organism in Eukaryota, Metazoa, Arthropoda, Insecta, Lepidoptera, Papilionidae. The transcript is spliced from 6 exons. The record is from RefSeq and is a predicted model, not a curated record.